Messenger RNA from Emiliania huxleyi CCMP1516, 297 nucleotides. Its product is annotated as alpha-tubulin. NCBI's taxonomy places the organism in Eukaryota, Haptophyta, Isochrysidales, Noelaerhabdaceae. Gene Ontology annotation, biological process: mitotic cell cycle; microtubule cytoskeleton organization. The coding region runs from base 1 to 297 and encodes 98 amino acids. Gene Ontology annotation, molecular function: GTP binding; structural constituent of cytoskeleton. Gene Ontology annotation, cellular component: microtubule; cytoplasm. The record is from RefSeq and is a predicted model, not a curated record. The transcript is spliced from 2 exons.
AUGGGGGGCUGCCUCAUGUACCGGGGGGACGGGGUGCCCAAGGACGUCAACUUGGGGGUGAUGCGCGCCGUCACGAUGAUGUCCAACACGACCUGCAUCGCCGAGAUCUACUCGCGCAUCGACCACAAGUUCGACCUGAUGUACGCCAAGCGCGCCUUCGUGCACUGGUACGUCGGCGAGGGCAUGGAGGAGGGCGAGUUCUCCGAGGCGCGCGAGGACAUGGCCGCCCUCGAGAAGGACUACGAGGAGGUCGGCGCCGACUCGGCUGAGGGCGACGGCGAGGAGGAGGAGUACUAG